This is a messenger RNA of Cooperia oncophora, 450 nucleotides long. The record is from the annotation of a GenBank genome assembly. Lineage: Eukaryota; Metazoa; Nematoda; Chromadorea; Rhabditida; Trichostrongylidae.
AUGAGGCAGUUCACUAGACAACUGCAAGAACGAAAUGAAAUGGAUCAAGCGGAAUCUACAACCACAUCCUUGUUGCCGUCGAAAGCAGAGUCGUCUCGUGAGACUACACCAGUCUCCAUUCGGAAUCCUCCUGAACAGUCAAAAUCAGCAGAACCAGAUGAUGUGCCUGCAACGGUAGAGGCUCCACCCGCCGAGGAGCCAAUACCCCAGGACACAACGAUUGAGAGUGAACCACUGGCAACAGAGCCAUCACCAGCUGAAAGUAUACCAGAGCCGACAACAGGUGAUGAAGAACCACAAAAUGUUGAAGCAGAUUCCGCACCUGCUCCACCUGCUCCUGAUUCGUCUCCAAGUCCUGUUCCUGCUCCUGCUCCGGCUCCAGAUCUUGAUUCUGUCAAGCCGAACAUUGAGGUAAGUGCCUCGCAUGGAUUUAUUCCAUUAAUGGAUUAA